Messenger RNA from Perca flavescens (yellow perch), 1733 nucleotides. RefSeq names its product glycine receptor, alpha 2 (gene glra2). Lineage: Eukaryota; Metazoa; Chordata; Actinopteri; Perciformes; Percidae. Gene Ontology annotation, biological process: monoatomic ion transmembrane transport. Gene Ontology annotation, cellular component: plasma membrane. The record is from RefSeq and is a predicted model, not a curated record. Gene Ontology annotation, molecular function: transmitter-gated monoatomic ion channel activity; transmembrane signaling receptor activity; glycine binding. Bases 11 to 1363 code for a protein of 450 amino acids. The transcript has 9 exons.
ACCACCAGGAAUGAUUCGCUCCUUUGUUAAGGUUUUGGCAGCUUUAUUUACUUAUUUCAUGGAGACAAACAACUUCAGAGUUGUGGAUGCCAAGGAGCAUGAUUCCAGAUCAUCAUCCUCCAACAUGUCUCCAUCAGACUUUCUGGACUCACUCAUGGGUCGCACGUCCGGGUAUGAUGCACGAAUAAGACCAAAUUUUAAAGGUUCACCAGUUAAUGUUACCUGCAACAUAUUUAUCAACAGCUUUGGUUCUAUAGCAGAAACUACAAUGGAUUACAGAGUGAACAUCUUCCUGCGGCAGAAGUGGAAUGACCCUCGGCUGGCGUAUAGUAAAUACCCAGAUUCCUCCCUCGACCUGGACCCAUCCAUGUUGGACUCCAUAUGGAAGCCUGACCUCUUCUUUGCCAACGAGAAAGGGGCCAACUUCCAUGAUGUCACCACAGACAACAAGCUGCUGCGAAUCUUUAAGGAUGGGACAGUCCUCUACAGUAUCAGGUUGACUCUCAUUCUGUCCUGCCCAAUGGAUCUGAAGAACUUUCCGAUGGAUGUCCAAACUUGUACCAUGCAAUUGGAAAGUUUCGGCUACACCAUGAAUGACUUGAUCUUUGAGUGGCUGGAGAACAGUGCAGUGCAGGUGUCAGAUGGGCUCACACUGCCUCAAUUCAUUAUGAGGGAAGAGAAGGAGCUAGGCUACUGUACAAAACACUACAACACUGGUAAAUUCACCUGUAUAGAAGUGAAAUUUCAUCUGGAGCGACAGAUGGGGUACUACCUGAUCCAGAUGUACAUUCCUUCCCUCCUCAUUGUCAUCCUCUCGUGGGUGUCUUUUUGGAUCAAUAUGGAUGCUGCUCCUGCUAGAGUGGCGCUGGGCAUCACCACUGUGCUUACCAUGACCACCCAAAGCUCCGGCUCCAGAGCUUCUCUUCCAAAGGUUUCUUACGUGAAAGCCAUUGAUAUCUGGAUGGCUGUGUGUCUGCUCUUUGUAUUUGCUGCAUUGCUCGAAUAUGCUGGGGUUAAUUUUGUCUCCAGGCAACAGAAAGAGUUCCUACGCCUGAGGCGAAGACAAAAGAGGAAUCACAAGGAUGAUGAUGUGCGUGAAAGCCGCUUUAAUUUUGCUGGCUACAAUAUGAGUCAGUGUCUGCCAACAAAGGAUGGCUCAGCUGUUAAGAACGCUGCUGCAGCUCCGAACCCUCAACCAUCAGUCCCCAAGGACAUAGACACCAUCAGGAAGAAGUUUGUGGACAGAGCCAAGCGGAUAGACACUAUCUCCAGGGCCGCCUUUCCUAUGGCGUUCCUCAUCUUCAACGUCUUCUACUGGGUUACCUACAAGAUCAUCAGGUAUGAGGACGUCCUCCUAAAGUAAAGAACUUAACCCUUGACAAACAACAUUUAUUUUUUUCUCAGAUUGAGAAAUGCUUGGAAAGCACAGUGAGAUGAUGAGAUGGGAAACAUUGAGAGGUACCAUGGUGGUGAUGAUGAUGGUGGUGUUCUUUCAGGGAUAAUGUAUAAUGUUCAUGCAUCAUACAGUAAUGCUCAUGUUCUGAUAAUGUGAGAUUUUUUUGUCGUUGUACUGCUGCAUAAUACUUCCUGACAAAUCUGGACAAAUGGUUUUAACUCAAGGCUUAGUAACAUGCUGGAGAAGAUGGACCAAAUUGUUUUUGUUAAUUAAUUCUUCCUUGGCAUCUGUGCAAGGAAAAAUGAAACAUUCCAUAGAUUUGUAACUGUAAGGUAGC